Messenger RNA from Symbiodinium sp. CCMP2592, 1263 nucleotides. The record is from the annotation of a GenBank genome assembly. NCBI's taxonomy places the organism in Eukaryota, Dinophyceae, Suessiales, Symbiodiniaceae.
AUGCGGCAAUCGCCUGCAGCAGAGCAACUAAAAGAGCGACUUCGAGAAAAAGGUGCGGUUCCAGAACUCUACACGUUCGAGAAAUUCUCCCAGCCCUGUGCAGUGUACGUCAAACUUGCAUUCCCCAGGCUCAACAAGCAAACCUAUGCGACUGCUACCAGAGAUGCAUCUUUUUGCUACAUCGGAUCCACCAACAUCACUGUGGCCAAGAGAGAAUACAACAGAGUCGCAAAACUUCGUCAACUACAACAACUCAAACUUCCCAAAACCGAGAUUGCCAUUCGAUAUUGGAACGAUUCCCAGACCUACCAGCACUACAGCACCAUCCUCCUUUCGCAGCACUCGGAGUAUAUUGACGCCUGGGCCGAAGAACAUAGCCUGAUUCAGAGAUGGCAGCCCAAGCUGAACUACCCGUAUGUCACGAAGGAGCUGGUCAAGAAGGCGCAAUUCUGGAAGCUUUUGUAUUCCAUAUCCAGCGACACCAAGCAAGAAUUUGAGGCCUCCAAGGAGCUACGCAGCGGCAAGCAUGACUCAGAAACAGAGGCAACGCAUCCCUCUCUCGAACGAGCUCUUUGGAAUCACAAACGGAAAGUCACCGAUAUGGGCAGACACUGGAAGCCUACAGAAUGUCAGUGCACCCAAUUCAUCAAGCAACAUCCACGAGCACAAGUGCAUGAAGGACAUGUAGUAACGGGCUUGGAAACCCUACAACUACCCAGCACAAGCCAGACUUUUCGCAACAUUGGGGCCGGGAACGCCUUCUACUCCUCCAAGCAGCGCAUCAAGAAGCAGCAUCAAGAACAAUUCCAGCGAUGGCUAAAGCACCACCAAUUUCCUCGAGAUCAACGCAUACUUGACGACUUUGACGACUUCUUCGAGCAGGAGUGGAAACAGCACAGACUACAGCUUCAACGAGAACCACGUCUCACACACAGAUUAGCAAAGAACAUCUUGGGCAUGAUCCCUGACGAUUACAUUGUGCACAACGAGGACCACGCCAACGCGCACCUCAUGAUCUACUGCCCGAACAUCUACAACCAAGCAGCCUACAACACUUGGAUGGACAAACAAACAUUCAGAAUGUUAGACGCCGACCCUGAAGAGAUCAAGCAAGCCAUGCAGAACAACACCCCCAAGAUCGUCGCCAAGCACUACGCCAAGCUACUUGCCUAUGAAAAGCCCCUUCCGUAUGGAUAUAUCCUCAUGAAACGGAAAAAGCGGUGGGCCAAGUGGACCUUUCCAGUUUGUCGUGAAAUGGAUUGA